Pelobates cultripes (western spadefoot toad) is the source of this 258-nucleotide messenger RNA. NCBI's taxonomy places the organism in Eukaryota, Metazoa, Chordata, Amphibia, Anura, Pelobatidae. The record is from the annotation of a GenBank genome assembly.
AUGAGAGCUGACUUUCAAAAAUUAGCUGCAGAAAUUAAGAGAGAUGUGCAGGCCAUUGGAGAGCGCAUGGCCCACUUAGAGGACAAAAUGGAGAAGGUCAUUGAGGCACAUAACACCCUGGUGGACACCUACACCAUGUUCCAGACUUGGAUACAGCAGCUGGAGACAAAGGAGGUGGACUUCGAGGAUAGAACCCGCAGGAACAACAUCCGUCUGCGUGGCAUAUCUGAGGAUGUCAAGCAGCCCGAGCUGAGAUAA